Messenger RNA from Cordyceps militaris CM01, 600 nucleotides. RefSeq lists its product as uncharacterized. The transcript has 2 exons. Lineage: Eukaryota; Fungi; Ascomycota; Sordariomycetes; Hypocreales; Cordycipitaceae. The coding region runs from base 1 to 600 and encodes 199 amino acids. The record is from RefSeq and is a predicted model, not a curated record.
AUGAAGUUGACCACCAUCGCCUCCGCCAUCCUACUCAGCGGCCUCGCUGCCGCCGACGACAUCCAGUCCAAGCCCUUCAAGCUUGUCCUCGACUCUUCCAAUGGCAGAAUCAACGGCAAGAUCAUCUCUUCCUGCCACUCAGGCGCCGCGAUUGAGGGCCUCUGCCUCAGCAACGACGCUCCCGGUCCUUACACCACCUACUACCUCAACACCACCGAGGGCGCCACCAGCCCCGUCACGGGCUACGGUGCUUCAGGAAAGCUCGUCUGGAACCUCCCUCUUCAGAACCAAUACGUGUCCGAGCCCAUGCAGUUCACCUACGACCCUUCCACCAACGUCGCGCACCCUCUUUUCCAGCCCUCUUACACUGCCACCUAUGUCGCUUUUGGAGACGAGGACAACGAGCUGGCCCUCUUCAGCUACGUCGACGACACCGUCAACCCUCCCCGGGCUGGGAACUUCAAGGCCCUCAAGCAGUGGUAUGCCUGCACGACCUACUACACCGGCUACACGUACCUGACCCUUAAUUGGGUUGUUGGCAAGGGCAAGCCGCAGAACCCUACCUGCGUCAAGACGCAGGUCAAGCGUGUCUUUAUCUAA